This is a messenger RNA of Aphidius gifuensis, 4306 nucleotides long. RefSeq names its product semaphorin-1A (gene Sema1a). Gene Ontology annotation, molecular function: semaphorin receptor binding; chemorepellent activity. The coding region runs from base 546 to 2846 and encodes 766 amino acids. The record is from RefSeq and is a predicted model, not a curated record. Gene Ontology annotation, biological process: axon guidance; positive regulation of cell migration; neural crest cell migration. The transcript has 11 exons. Lineage: Eukaryota; Metazoa; Arthropoda; Insecta; Hymenoptera; Braconidae.
CAUCACAUUGAUUUCGUCGAGACCAAUCGUGUCGGAAAUUCGUGCGCUUGUCGUUGACUAAUCAACAAAAUAUAAUAUAUACAAAACAAAUAAUAAUUGUCUAUUAAUUACCAACAAUAAUCAAUGAAAUAAAGCAUUGUUUAAAGUCAUGUUUAAAUGGAUAAAUUAGUGAAUAAAGUGACAACCAGUGAUGUUAACAAUUGUGUGUGUUUGAUGUCAAAAAAUAGUGGAUUAAAUAUGGUGUUAUAAAAGAAAGCAUAAAAUUAAAAAGUAAAAAAAUAGAUUAUUUUUCAAGUUUAUUUAUUAAUAUUAGUUUGUUUAUUAUUAUUUUUAUAUAUAAAAUUUUUUUCGCGUCUGGUUAUGCAGUGCCUGUGGACACAAGCCCCUAUUCAACCCUCAUAUCACGACAUUGACAACAGUGGGAAGCCCUGUAUGUUUCAACCGUGGAUUUUACUGCAUUGCGAUCAACCAAGCAGAAGGCAGUUUGUCGUGAGAAGAGUGUCGACAACAAAAAAAGUGUAACGAGUUGAAACACGUGUCUCGUCAUGAGGUCGACUAUGGUGCAGCUUUUUAUCUCAUUUUGGGUGAUAACGAUGAUUGGAUUCACCAUUGGUGCAUGGCAAGAAAAUGUACGACCGAAGAUGUAUGUUCAACUUGGUGCUGAAGAUGUCUUUAGGUUCACUGGCAAUGAAACACAUACAGAUUUUUUCCGGCUUGUACUGAGAGAAGGAAAUUAUCUUCUUGUUGGUGGAAGAAAUUUAGUGCACAAUCUUAGUCUAACAGAUUUGACUGAACAACAAAGACUGACAUGGUAUUCAUCAGAUAAAGAUGUUAAAAUGUGUGUUGUCAAAGGAAAAGAUGAAGAAAUUUGUCAAAAUUAUGUUAGAAUAUUAGCUAAAACUGGUUCAUCAAAUUUAUUAGUAUGUGCAACAAAUGCAUUUAAACCAAUGUGUCGUGAUUAUGUUGUACACAGUGGUAAUUAUACAAUGUCUAGUGAAAAAGCUGGACAGGCACUUUGUCCAUAUGAUCCACAACAAAAUAGUACAUUUGUUCAUGUUGAUAAUGAACUUUAUACUGGUACUGUUGCUGAUUUUUCUGGUAUGGAUCCAAUUAUAUAUCGUGAACCACUUCAAACUGAACAAUAUGAUUCGAUGAGUUUAAAUGCUCCAAAUUUUGUCAGUUCCAUGACAAAAGGUGAUUUUGUUUAUUUUUUCUUCCGUGAAACAGCUGUUGAAUACAUCAACUGUGGAAAGGCUGUUUACUCAAGGGUAGCAAGAGUUUGUAAAUACGAUCGUGGUGGUCCACAUCGUUUCCGCAAUAGAUGGACCUCUUUCUUAAAGUCACGCUUAAAUUGUUCCGUCACUGGGGAUUUUCCGUUUUAUUUCAAUGAAAUACAAUCAACAACUGAUUUGAUAUCUGGUCAGUAUGGAACAAUGUCUGCUCAUUUAAUUUAUGGUACAUUUACAACACCAGUUAAUAGUAUAAGUGGUUCAGCAGUAUGUGCAUUUUCAUUGCAAGAUAUAUCUGAUACAUUUGAGGGUAAUUUUAAAGAACAAAAUUCAAUAAAUUCAAAUUGGUUACCUGUACCAAGUGCCAAAGUACCAGAUCCAAGACCUGGACAAUGUGUUAAUGAUUCAAGAACAUUACCAGAUUUAACAUUAAAUUUUAUUAAAUCUCAUUCAUUGAUGGAUGAAUCUGUGCCAAGUUUCUUUGGCCAGCCAAUUGUUAUACGAACAAGUUUUCAUUAUAGAUUUACACAAAUAGCUGUUGAUCCACAAGUUAAAACACCUGGUGGUAAAACAUAUGAUGUAUUAUUUAUUGGUACUGAUAAUGGUAAAGUUAUAAAAGCAGUUAAUGCUGAUUCAGCUGAUUCACAUGAACGUGUUAGUCCAGUUGUUAUUGAAGAAAUACAAGCAUUUCCAGCAACAGUACCAGUACGUGGUAUUAAAGUUGUACGUGCAUCUGAAGCUGGUGAUGGUCUUGAAGAUGGACGUCUUGUUGUUAUUGCUGAUAGUCAAGUACAAGCAUUAAGAUUACAUCGUUGUUAUAGUGAUAGAAUAUUAUCAUGUGGUGAAUGUGUUGCAUUACAAGAUCCAUAUUGUGCAUGGGAUAAAGAAGAAUCAAAAUGUCGUGCACUUGUUGGUCCAGCAUCAACUGAUGCAACAAGAUUUUUUCAAAGUGUUGCUACUGGUGUUCAUCCAUCAUGUCCACCAAGUAAAUUAAUUAAUAAAGAUGCUGGUAGUGUUGGUGCAAUAUCAGCAAAUCAUAAUAAAUUUCCACAAGAUUCAAUGAUAUCUAAACAAGAUAGUCAAGGUGGUGAAAUUAUUAAUAUUAUGCAAGAUGAAGAACAAAAUAAUUCUGGUCCUGAAGUAUCUGCAGCAGAUUCACCAGUACCACAAUAUUCAGUUGAAACACUAGUGAUAGCAGUAGUUGCUGGUGCAAUAGCAGCAUUAUUUGUUGGUUUUAUAUCUGGUUAUUUGUGUGGUAGAAAAUGUCGUAAAGAUGAAGAUGAUAAUUUACCAUAUCCAGAUACUGAAUAUGAAUAUUUUGAACAACGUGCAAAUGUUAAUAGUAGAUUAGCACCAGAGCCAAAAUUAUUACCACAAGAAGAAGUAACAUAUGCUGAGCCAGUAUUAGUACCACAACCACCAAAAUUACAUUCACCAAAAGGUACAAUGAGAAAACCACCACCAACACCAGCUGAAACAUUAUUUCAAUUUCCUGAUGGUUAUGGUUUUCGUGGUACACGUGAUAAUUUUGGUACAUUAAGAUCACAUCAAGGUGAUGCAUAUCGUCGUAAUGAUGGUUUUGCAACAACACGUAGUGUUAAAAAAGUUUAUCUCUGAGAAACGAGUGAGGAGGGAGGUGGUGGCCGUCAUAGAAGUCUUGGACGGCCAAUGAGAAAUCGUCACAAUACAACACAAGGAAGACAACGUAAUGUGACAACACAAGGAGGACAAUCAAGUCGUGAAAUAAAUGGACAAAGACAACUUGAUACACCAUCACCAUCCUCCAGUGUCUCAUCAAGUUCACCUUCACCUCCCUCCUCAACACCAUCACCACCACCAUCACAUAUACCAAUGCAAAUUAAUGAUGGUUCACCACCACCACCAACACCACCAUGUAGUUUUAUUUAUCGUUCAUAGUCCUCACCCAAAUCUGUUUUUAAUCAUUUUAAUUUUAAUUAUAAUUAUAAUAAUAAUAAUACUAAUCAUAAUUAUAAUAUUAAUAAUAAUAAUAACGAUAAUAAUAAUAAUAAAAUUGUACGAUCCAUCAGUGCUAUUACACGUAACAUAUAGAUCAACAAAAUUUAUCAGAAAAAGAUAAAUUUCACUAUGUUCAAAUGACAAUGAUCAAGUGAGUUAAAAAAAAAAAAUAGAAUUUUUUCUUACAAUUAUUCAUUUAUUUUUCAAUAAUAAAGCGUAUAGAUUUGAUUAAUUUAAUUGAUAAUUUUACAUUAUUACAAAGCUUUUGAAAAAAUAAAAUAUUAACUAUUAAAUUAUACAACAAAAAUAAAUGGCUGCUAUUAUUAUUAUUAUAUUUUUAAACGAUUUUUUUUUCUCUAAAUAUUAUUAUUACGAUUAUUAUUAUUAUUAUUAUUUUUAUUAUUGAAAAUGUAAAAAAAAUACCUCCGAAAAAUGAUGAAAAACAAAAUAUUUUUAUUUUUUUUUCAUUUUAAAUGUAAAUUAUUGAUAUAUAAUUCUUUUUUUAUUUUUUUUUUAUAUAGGUAUAUAUAUUUUUUAUUAUUACGAGAUAUUUUUAUUUUUAUUUGAGGGAAAAUAUUAUUGAUCGAUUGAUUUUAUCUGUAACAAUUAAUGUAGGUAAUAAUUAUUUUUUUUUGUAUUGUUUUUUUUUUUAAAAAAAAAAAAAACAAUAUGUAUUAUUUUAGAAUUAAUUGUAUUUAUUUAUUCAUUGAUAUUGCCAUAUAGUUUGGAGUGUCGUUGAAUGAACAUGUUAACCAUCUCGAUAAGAUUGUUCAGAUACACGUUAGCUUUAAUGACCGUAUAACCGAAAACAGUAAAUAAUUAUAUUAAUUUAAUUUUUUAUUUUAUAUAUUAUAAUAUUUGCUUGAAACUUUUAAUCGUACUCUCGACUGAAAUUAUAUAAUAAAUUUAAUUUAACGAUUUUUUUUUUUGAAUAAGCUAGUAAUUUAUAAAAUUACUGGUAGAAAAUUUACAAUAUUAAAUGAAAAUUAAAUUUUCAUUUAAUAAUUAACAAGAGUUUAUUAUUUUAUUUUUUUAUAAUUAUUGAUUUUUUUUUACUUGUCGGAGGUAUUGGCCAAAGUAUUUUCGUGAUAAUUUCGAAA